AUCAAGCUGUUCUUGCAUAAUUGCUUCUGCGAUAUCGAUAAUUUAUUUGUGAAAUAAUCCUAUAUUUAUUUUAAGGCAUCAAUUUAAUGUUCCAUUUUGUUAUGUUAUAUGUGUUAUUCGAAAUUUGACAGGUGUGCACGUCGUAAAUAAGUGUGGAUUAUUAUUUAAGUUUUAAAUAUCAUUUUGGAUUACCCAUAGUUUUGUUCUGAGAGUGGUUCACAAUGAUGAUGAUGGACGGUGGUUACAUGGAGCAGGAAGAGGAGUGGGAGCGAGAGGGAUUACUUGAUCCUGCUUGGGAAAAACAGCAGCGCAAGACCUUCACUGCUUGGUGCAACUCUCACUUGAGGAAGGCAGGAACACAGAUUGAGAACAUUGAAGAAGACUUCCGUAAUGGACUAAAACUCAUGCUUCUACUAGAAGUAAUUUCCAGUGAAACAUUGCCAAAGCCUGACAGGGGCAAGAUGAGGUUCCAUCAUAUAGCUAAUGUGAACAAAGCUUUAGAUUUCAUUGCCAGCAAAGGUGUCAAAUUAGUUUCCAUUGGUGCUGAAGAAAUUGUUGAUGGAAAUGUAAAGAUGACCCUUGGACUUAUAUGGACCAUUAUUCUUCGAUUUGCUAUUCAAGAUAUUUCUGUAGAAGAAAUGACUGCAAAAGAAGGUUUACUAUUAUGGUGCCAAAGGAAGACGGCUCCUUACAAAAAUGUUAAUGUACAGAAUUUCCACUUGAGCUGGAAGGAUGGUCUUGCUUUCUGUGCUCUCAUUCAUAGGCAUAGACCUGAUCUAUUAGAUUAUAGCAAAUUAACUAAGGAUAAUCCUAUUCAUAACUUAAAUCUUGCCUUCGAUGUUGCUGAAAAAUAUUUGAAUAUCCCAAGGAUGUUGGACCCAGAAGACAUGGUGAACACUCCCAAGCCUGAUGAGCGUGCAGUCAUGACUUAUGUAUCUUGUUUUUAUCAUGCGUUCCAGGGAGCGCAGCAGGCAGAAACUGCAGCUAACCGUAUUUGCAAGGUGCUUAAAGUUAAUCAAGAAAAUGAGAGACUUAUGGAGGAAUAUGAAAGAUUAGCUAGUGAUCUUCUUGAAUGGAUUAGGAGAACUACUCCUUGGCUGGAAAACCGAACUACAGACAACACUUUAGUUGGAGUUCAUAAGAAAUUAGAUGAAUUCAGAAAUUAUCGUCGAGUACACAAGCCUCCACGUGUGGAACAGAAGGCUCGAUUGGAAACUAAUUUCAACACUCUUCAAACAAAGCUUCGUCUUAGCAAUAGGCCAGCCUAUCUUCCUUCUGAAGGAAAAAUGGUUUCUGAUAUUCAUAAUGCAUGGAAAGGUCUUGAAAUGGCAGAAAAGGGCUUUGAAGAAUGGUUGCUGUCUGAAAUGAUGAGGUUAGAACGAUUGGACCAUUUGGCUCAGAAGUUCAAGCACAAAGCUGAUAUCCAUGAAGACUGGACCCAUGGAAAGGAAGAAAUGCUUCAAAGCCAAGACUUCAGAAAUUGCAAAUUGAAUGAGUUGAAGGCCUUGAAAAAGAAGCAUGAAGCUUUUGAAAGUGAUCUGGCUGCUCACCAAGAUCGUGUGGAACAAAUUGCUGCCAUUGCUCAAGAGCUCAAUGCACUGGAUUAUCAUGAUGCUGCUUCAGUCAAUGCUAGAUGCCAGAGGAUAUGUGAUCAGUGGGAUAGGCUUGGGACUUUGACACAGAAACGAAGAAGUGCACUUGAGGAGGCUGAGAGGGUACUAGAAAAGAUUGACACAUUGCACCUUGAGUUUGCUAAGAGAGCAGCACCUUUCAAUAACUGGUUGGAUGGUGCCAGAGAAGAUUUAGUUGAUAUGUUUAUUGUACAUACUAUGGAAGAAAUACAAGGUCUAAUUGAUGCCCAUGAGCAGUUCAAGCAAACUUUGGGUGAAGCUGACAAGGAACACAAAUCUAUUACUGCGCUUGCUCAGGAAGUCCAAACCAUUGCAACACAGUGCCAGAUUCCAGGAGGAAUUGAGAAUCCUUACACAACAUUAACAUCUAUCGAUAUCACGACGAAAUGGAGUGAUGUAAAGCAGAUGAUUCCUAAGAGGGAUCAAGUUUUGCAGACAGAGUUGAUGCGACAACAAUCUAAUGAGAGGUUGCGCAGGAAAUUCGCUGAGAAGGCCAAUGCUGUUGGACCCUGGAUUGAGAGGCAAAUGGAUUCUGUUACAGCCAUUGGAAUGGGCAUGCAGGGAAGUUUAGAGGACCAACUCAACAAACUGAAACAGUUUGAAGUGAGUGUAGUCCAAUACAGACCACAUAUGGAUGAACUUGAAAAGUGCCAUCAAGAAAUUCAAGAAGCUAUGAUCUUUGAAAAUAGAUAUACACAAUAUACUAUGGAAACUCUUCGUGUUGGCUGGGAACAACUGCUAACCUCAAUUCAUCGUAAUAUCAAUGAAGUUGAAAACCAGAUCCUGACUCGAGACUCUAAAGGCAUUACUGGAGAGCAACUAAAUGAAUUCAGGAUGUCAUUUAACCACUUUGACAAAAAUCGAACAGGUCGCUUAGCUCCUGAAGAAUUCAAAUCUUGUCUAGUCAGUUUAGGUUACAAUAUUCGAAAUGACAGACAGGGUGAAGCAGAUUUCCGCAGGAUUAUGAGUGUGGUUGAUCCUAAUAACACGGGCUAUGUACAUUUUGAUACUUUCUUAGACUUUAUGACUAGAGAAAGUACAGAUUCUGACACAGCUGAACAAAUUAUUGAUUCAUUCAGGAUUUUGGCUGGAGAUAAGCCUUACAUUACUGCAGAAGAGCUGCGCAGAGAAUUGCCACCAGACCAGGCUGAGUACUGUAUUCAGCGCAUGGGACCCUUCAAAGGACCAGGAGCUGUACCUGGUGCCUUGGAUUACAUGUCCUUCUCAACGGCACUCUACGGCGAAAGUGAUCUCUAGAGUCUUGCAUUUAACGAACCCUCUGAGCUGGUCUUGUGUGGCUUUUUUAUCCAAGACAACACAACAUUUCACAAUCUCUUGCAUCCACUCCUCUAUCCUACUCCUUGUCCCAUUAUUGCCAAAAGAAUGGAACUCGUGGUGUUUUAAUAUCAUGUAAAUUAAAAUCGAACAUUUUUAUUAUCAUUAUAAUUUAUCAAUCAAUUUAUAGUGAAUUUCAUACUUGAAAACAAAAGUCAACAAAGCAAAUAAAGUAGCAUUGGAUUGUCCAAUGUUGGUUGUCAAUAAUAAAGUGUCAAAUCAGUGAGCAAUUUUAUAAUAAAUUAAUUGGUUAGAAAAGACUAUAUUAUACCAGCUCAGCAUCUUGUUUUGCCCCAUCCCCCAAAGGAUUUGGUUAAAACCUUGUCUACUUAGAAUAAAAAUGAAAUACGGUUAGUGACGCGUUGUUGUGAAAGAGCCACUCGUGCCUUCUGUGGUUCACCUGCCGUCCCCCAAGCGAAGCUGAAUAUGACGUCUUCCGACAGCGUGGUUCUGAACCAUCUAACGACCUCUUGAAACAACCGAAAGAUAAAAUUUUACUUUUUUUGUUCCAAAAAGUGCUUGUUUUAACCCUCAUAUUUCACUAGGUAUAGAUUAUGCCUGCCCCCAAAACAUAUUUGUGUGAUUGUGUUGCAAAGAAUCAUUAUUUGAAAUUAAUUUAAAAAAAGAAAUUUUAUUUUAUGUUUGUGAGAAGCUAUCCAAAGAAAAGAGGAAAAUUGUCCUAUAAUCAUGCUUUUGUGCUUCUUUGUACUUUUUAAAAUGUCUUAAUAAAAAAAUUUUUAGCCCCAA
Messenger RNA from Argiope bruennichi, 3713 nucleotides. It is a transcript of the gene Actn, whose product is annotated as alpha-actinin. Gene Ontology annotation, biological process: muscle cell development; actin cytoskeleton organization. The coding region runs from base 222 to 2888 and encodes 888 amino acids. NCBI's taxonomy places the organism in Eukaryota, Metazoa, Arthropoda, Arachnida, Araneae, Araneidae. The transcript is spliced from 24 exons. Gene Ontology annotation, molecular function: calcium ion binding; actin filament binding. The record is from RefSeq and is a predicted model, not a curated record. Gene Ontology annotation, cellular component: cell projection; cell junction; cortical actin cytoskeleton.